Messenger RNA from Drosophila takahashii, 2229 nucleotides. RefSeq names its product beaten path Ia (gene beat-Ia). Gene Ontology annotation, biological process: motor neuron axon guidance. The record is from RefSeq and is a predicted model, not a curated record. Lineage: Eukaryota; Metazoa; Arthropoda; Insecta; Diptera; Drosophilidae.
GAGCAACAUGGAGCAGCAACCAAAUCCCCGUUCGCCAGGACACACAGGAUACUCGGUGCUCGGCGCGCCUUAAAGGAUUCGCAGAUAAAUCAACCGAAAAUUGCAUAAAAUAAAAUUGUUUGCCAAAUUGUGCGCAGCAAGAGAAACAGGAAAGACAAAAAUAAAACCAAAACUCGUACCCAAAUACACAUGUGAAAUAUGACUAGCGAGUUGCAUUGAAAAUAUUAUAAAAAAAUAUUAAAAAAAAGAAAAUACGGCUAAAAAGAAUCUGAAGUAAGAACGCGAACAACUAGCAACAUGCGGUUUCCACAAAUUGUUUACCAAACGGCUUUGGCCACACUCCUUCUGGCAAUCACAUUGGAGCUGGCCGAGGCUUUGAGAGAUGUCCGGGUUCGAGUCCCGCACGCGGUGAGGCGCAGCGAGAAGGCCAUCCUGAAGUGCUUCUACGACAUCGAAGACGACAGCCUAUACUCGGUGAAAUGGUAUAAGGGCAGGCGGGAGUUCUAUCGGUACACCCCAAAGGAAACGCCGCCCAUGAAGGUCUUUCACUUCCCAGGCGUCAAAGUGAAACGCGUAUCCUCGAACGAGAGCCAAGUGGUGCUCGAUGCGGUGACAAUGGCUACAUCCGGUAAAUACAGUUGCGAAGUAUCGGCGGAUGCGCCCUCAUUUCAUACAUUAAUAGCGGCAGCAGAGUUGGAAGUUAUUGAAACGCCGCACAAUGCGCCAUUCAUAACGGGAAUACGACCUCGAUAUCGGGUCGGCGACAUAUUGCGAGGUAAUUGCACAUCGCGACACUCGCGGCCGGCGGCCAAUCUCACAUGGACAGUGAAUAAUGAAGAGGUUAAUCCCGCCCUCGUGCGUCAUCAUAAAAUCAUUCGAGAUUCCCGCAACGACAUGGAAACCGCCAUUGUGGGCAUUCACUUUGUGGUCACGGAUCAGCACUUCGAUAAUGGCAAACUCAAACUGCGCUGCAGUGCCCAGUUGCACGACGUCUAUUGGAAAACCACCGAGAAAAUCGUCCUCGAAGCGGAUCUGUUUGCCAAACACGGAAACGUGGCGAAUGGAAAUCAUGUCAAUCCCGACGAUUUCUAUGACCAAUACGCUCUGCACGAGGACCAUUUGCAAAACAAAAAGAACAGCUAUCUGACACAGCUACAGGAAUUUCUUUCCUAUCAUUUUGUACCCUCAGGCGAAGAAGACGACGGCUCGGAGGGCGGACUGGGGGACGGAGGGGCCGCCUGGCGAGGCGCCGGUUCGUCCAGCUCCAGCGCCCGUUACCCCCCGAAUCCAAGUCAAUCCCGGUGGAUGGUCGGUGGAUCGCUGAUGGCGGUGCUCAGCUGGACGCUGGCCAGGCAAUUAGUGUCGCCGUUGCAGGCGAUGAUGACAAAGGCCGGCGGUGCAGCGUGCAACACGAGCGGAAGGUGCACAAUCCGGCGGACAAGAGCCGUUGGAAUGCGGGUCAUCGCAACAAAGCAAAGGCAGAAGCACGAGGAGCAGGAGCAGCAGCUUCACAAGUCCUGCCUGCGGGUGUCGAAAUGCAGCUGGAAAGGAACCGGAUCGGAAUGUGUAUGCGGCAUCGGCAGGAGCAACAGCAGAUGCAUCAGGCAAUUAACAUGAUUCAAUUGCCACACAACUCCAGUGCCACACUUCAGGGGUAGAAAUUAAAGUGGUGUCCAGCUAAAUAGCUAUAGUUAGGGGAUGUGCGACGUGCGACAUGUGGGGAGGAGUUCAGCCCAAGGCCAAGACCCAGAAGCAACUGCAGGAUGUAUCUAAAGUACUUACACUAACACACCAGACACUCGUUUCAGCUAGCUCAAAGUAACUUCAAAUGCAUUUAAGGAAGGAAUACAAAAGAUACAAGGACAAGAUACGCUAGUUCAUCAUUAAUGCAACGAUAUCUAUUUGUUCAACUUCUCCUAACGCGGAGUUCGGCAUGAGGCUUACAAAUUUAGCAGCUUUCGAGUAUUUAAAUUCUUUAAUCCAUUUUUAAGUACAUUUCGAAACCUCUGCGCCAACUCCAAGGUUCAUUUUACAAAGCAAAUGAAAAUGUUGUGCUAAGCUUUUAACUUUAGGUUCUCUAUACAUUUAUAUAACAAAGUCAAGAUUAUUUAUAAAUCGUAUAAAUGAUAUUUAUAUAUAUAUGUAUAUGUUCUAAAUAAAAACAAAAAGAUAUAUAUAUAUAAACAUACUACGCCUAAAUGUAUUUGCCCCCAAAGAAAAGCCCCAAAA